Volvox carteri f. nagariensis is the source of this 1143-nucleotide messenger RNA. RefSeq lists its product as uncharacterized. The coding region runs from base 106 to 642 and encodes 178 amino acids. NCBI's taxonomy places the organism in Eukaryota, Viridiplantae, Chlorophyta, Chlorophyceae, Chlamydomonadales, Volvocaceae. The record is from RefSeq and is a predicted model, not a curated record. The transcript is spliced from 3 exons.
GCAUUUGUUCGCUAGAUGUACUUUGCCUAGUUCUGUUGUGGAGCCAAGUCCCCUGACAGCACCCGGUAGCUACCCCUGCGUUGGAGCUUGCCAAGGAACGAAAACAUGAGGCGAUUUGCUUGGGCCUCAACCGCCCUGCUGCUGGUCCUCGUGACGUCAACGCCCCCGAGCUCGACUGCGCUCAAUGCCGUCGAGCUCUGGCCUGCUGCCCAAUCGUUUUACGGCACCGACAACAUCGGCGUAGGAAAGCCCUUCACCGACCUCUCGGCGAAAUGGAUUUGGUACCAUACGACCAGCUUGGCUUACGGUUCCGGGUUAUCCGUUGCGGCCCUAUUCACCACGACCGUAACUGUCUCAACCGCGGGAGGCAUGCAGGCCCUGCUGAACAUUAUCGCAGAUGACGUUGCCGAUGUCUACGUAAACGGCGCCCCAAAUUUCUCCGCGACCCAUGGCUGGAGCGCAGGAUCCUAUACGGACCGGCCUCUCACAGUCGACCUGGUACAGGGCACCAACGUGCUGGCGAUAAACGUCCGCAACGUUCGUGGGCCCGGAGCACUUCUUGCUUCGCUCAGCACCAUGGACGGCAGAACUGUUCUGGCUCGCACAGACAAGUCCUGGGAGGUGCACCUGCAGGUGCUAUAAUGGAUUGCUUCACUUGCCGGCUAGAAAGGAGCAACCAUGAGGUUGCCGAGUUAAUAGCGACCUGACAGUCGUGGAUCUGAUCAGUACUGUCAUUCUAUCGAGUUAUGUAAGGCGGCUAGUGGUGUAUGUCAUCACGUGGAACGGAGUCCACGUGUGUGCUUCGUGUUUAUGCGUGUAAAAUGUAUAGAUAGUUGUGUAGUUUAGUGCCAUGAGCUUGAUAGCCAUGCGGAUACAUGCUUGAGACAGCAUGGCCGUUCGUACUUUGCGUUCCUAAGUUGUACAGAUGACCUGUUUUUUUACCUUUUUCCCCUUCUCUAGUUUGACACGUACUUUCCUGGCAAGGCAAAAUGCGAUAGGUGUAUGCGAUAGGUGUAUGCGAUAGGUGUAUGUGCGUGUGCUCACUGCAGCGGAGAUUCGGGAGGAUGCACAGCAUGGCCGUAACCAAGCCUUCGUCGGUCGUAUACUUUAGUUUCCUGCGAAUUGUAAUAUUCAUAUGACUCG